This is a messenger RNA of Tribolium castaneum (red flour beetle), 1305 nucleotides long. RefSeq lists its product as uncharacterized. NCBI's taxonomy places the organism in Eukaryota, Metazoa, Arthropoda, Insecta, Coleoptera, Tenebrionidae. The record is from RefSeq and is a predicted model, not a curated record. Gene Ontology annotation, molecular function: biotin binding. The coding region runs from base 167 to 1246 and encodes 359 amino acids. The transcript has 5 exons.
AACUGGACAAAAUAUUGAAGUUUGAUGUGAUAGUUUAGUGUUUUCUUUGGUGUACCACUAGUUGUGUUUUGACUACUGGAAAAAAGGAAACGGAAACUCAAAGAAUUCGACGCAAAACAUUUUGGUUCAAACCGAUGGAUUGCGGGUUCUUAUUCUAUGCUGUUCCAUGGUUCGUGGUGAAAAAAAUAACGAAGAAGCGGCAUCAUCUAAACUUAAGGACCAACAAACCGACCUCGUCGUAGCUAAACGCUCCCUCCUCGAAAGAGAACGUGAGUUUUUCAAGACACGUCCGAUGAGUCCCGAUCUCCGUUCCUUCAUCCAAAGAUACAAACGAAAAAAUUUCGACAAGAGACAAAGCGAAAAACGGAACAAACGCUCGCAAGAAAUCGCCGAAAAUCAGCUGUACAUCGUCCAGAACGGCCAGUUGGUGCCUCUGAGGAACAUGAAAGGGUUCAAACGAAGCGAGGAGAAGAAGCCGGAACCGGAAGGGUUCACUGUGGUUCCGUUGGUGAUUCCCAUCAACAUGAAAAAUCCAGCAGUGAAGUUUGUCAAAACGAGGAUGCUGAGCGAGGAGAAUGCACAGCUGAAGAGUGGGGCGGUGCCAGCGGGGCAGGCUGGGGGCGGCGCCCCGGAGGCGAGCACCCCCGCGCCCCAAAACGAGGAGGCUAAGCCUCCUGAAGUGGAAGAAAUGAUCAGUGGCGAAGAGGAGAAUAGUAAUAGUACCAGGGAGGAAAAGGAGGUCUUGCAUAAGAUCCUGCAAGAUGUGGAAGGGCUAAUGCAGUGGAAAAGCGAAGGGAAUAAGAAGGAAGGUGUCAUUUGCAACAUCAACGGAUCUUGGAUUAGUGACGCCGCUGGUAUGCGCUUCGAUGUUUGUUACCAGAACUCCACACGAAAAAAAUUUCGCAUCCAUGUUGCGGAUCGUAUUCCACCGAACGAAGACGGAUUUCUCUGUGAUGGGAACUGGACCGUUUUCGGGGAAAUACCCUUCAUGCAUUCGGGAAUGGUGAUUGCUCUAGCAGUGCACGAGAAGGACCGACACAUUGCCACGUUCAUAGGAGAGUGUCGUAUUUGCGAAGGUAGCGAGACCGUGACAGGCACGUGGUUGGUGGCUCGAAGUUCGCGCGAUUGUAAAGACCAAAAAGCCGCACAUAAAGUCUUAAGCGACGUUUGGAAACGGGAGCAAGCUCAUACUUUAAGGAAGAAACACUUGCAAAAAAUCGGAAUUGCGAUGGAUGGAGAAGAUUAAAUCGCUCGCUCGCUCGCUCGUAUUUAUUUGUAUAUUUAUAUUAUAUUCUACCAAACUUA